Dufourea novaeangliae is the source of this 1218-nucleotide messenger RNA. RefSeq names its product progestin and adipoQ receptor family member 4. Lineage: Eukaryota; Metazoa; Arthropoda; Insecta; Hymenoptera; Halictidae. The transcript has 5 exons. The coding region runs from base 223 to 1104 and encodes 293 amino acids. The record is from RefSeq and is a predicted model, not a curated record. Gene Ontology annotation, cellular component: membrane. Gene Ontology annotation, molecular function: signaling receptor activity.
CGUCGUCGUUGCCGUCACCCGAGAGCUCUGGGUCCGUUGGUUUCGGUGGUGUCGCUCUGUCCCGCGUGUGUGGAACGUGCUUCCCUUUACACGGAAUCAUUUAGAGACUGCACGACGUCGUUUCGGGACGGCGAGCAUCAUGUGGAGGCGUCAGAUCCUCCUCCACUCCAGGACACCAGUAACGUGGACUCGUUCAAUCGCCAGGACAUCAAGAACGGGAGAAUGCACGAACGGCCGUCACAGUAUGAGAAACCGAAGAUUCUUCUGCUGCGACGAUGGAGCGAAAUGCCACGGCACCUUCAGUUCAAUCCUCACAUCCGUACCGGAUACAGACCGCUCAUGACCGUCCGACAGUGUCUUGCUAGCCUCUUUUACAUCCACAACGAGACCGUCAAUAUCAUGACGCAUGGAUUCGCUAUCUUGUAUAUGUUACUGACGAUACCGCAACUUCUUCCAUGGAAUACCAAAGGUACUCUCACGGAAAUUUUAUCAUGGUGUCACAUGAUCGGCGCCGUUAGUCCAUGGGUUGGUUCCUUUAUUUAUCACCUGUUCAUGAACUUAAAUUACGAUGAAGUCUUCUACCAGAAGCUGCUGAAACUAGACAUGAUUGGCAUAUGGCUGUGCCAAAGUUUUGGAGCUAUUCCUAUGGUGACAGCAACAGUUCACUGCUUACCCGACAGCUACUGGUAUUGCUGUAUUUUUAUCUAUUGUUCUCUUUGUGUGUGGGGAUUCCUUAAAGCAAUGCAUGCGCUUUCUCCGUGGGAGAGAAGAUUAUGCUUUGCGCCUCCUUUCCUCAUGAGAAUGCUAAUAACGAUUUUACGAUGUUUUGGGAUUGGCGGGGGUUCCCCGGACGCUUUACUUCAUAUUAUACUACAGGACCUGAUAUCUGUCGUGGGAGCGACCAUCGGAGCUAUGCGUAUACCUGAAAAGUGGAUUCCUGGCAAGUUGGACCUAGCGUUAAAUUCUCACAAUUUAAUGCACGUGUUAGUUGUUAUGGCGGUGUGCUCGAUGCAUGCCGCCACUCUGCAGGAUCUGGCUUGGAUAUCCGAGCCGUCUACGUGCAAUGGAAUGAGCUUCGUUCCGUCGAAGCAUGAUGAUCUGUGAUUGAAUGGUGAAAAUAAGAUUCACUGCAGUCUGUGAUAAAAAUGAGCCUACGACAACCAGCGAAUAAUCGUGUAAGUGUCCCGCGAUCGGUGACCAGAAGUAUAUACAUAUACU